CUUCCCCUCUCUAAAGUAUAGCAACCCACCCCGGAAUAUCGCCCCUCCAAAUUAGCAGGAGAGCGACGCGCUAUUUGUGUGUGAGAGAGAGAGAGACAGCCCGAAUCCCCUCGAAUCUUCGCGAAGCCCCACGAUGUGCCCCUCCGAUCGCCACCCCCGCGGCGGCGGCGCCGCCUCGCCGGACCUCCGCCCCGCCUUCGACGUCCUCGACGCCGACCAUGACGGCCGCAUCAGCCGCGACGACCUCAAAGCCUUCUUCUCCUCCGCCGCGUCCCCCCUCACCGAGGACGACAUCGUCGCCAUGAUCUCCGCCGCCGACGCCGACCGCAACGGCUUCGUCGACUACGAUGAGUUCGAGCAGACGGGGCCCGGCGGCGGCGUGAUGGAGGAGGCGUUCCGCGUGAUGGAUCGGGACGGGGACGGGAAGGUGGGGUUCGAGGAUCUCAGGGCGUACCUGGAGUGGGCGGGGAUCCCCGCGUGCGACGACGACGUGCGCGCGAUGAUCCGCAUCGGCGGCGGAGACGGCGCCGACGGGGUCUGCCUCGACGCCCUCGCGAGGAUCCUCGCCGUCGAUUUCGCCUAGGGUUUCGCGACAAACGAUCGGCGAGUUCCUUCCCUCUUCCUCCGCUCGACUUUUUCUUCUCCUUUUUUUUUUUGGUUGAUGGUGGCAAUUUCGGGAAUAAUUAGAAUGUCUUCUCUGUAUACAGUUGUAUCAAAAAAAACUCAAAUAUUAUUGUGUUGAAUUAGAAUCUAUAUUUCCCUGGAGAUUAUGUUUCAA
Messenger RNA from Ananas comosus (pineapple), 778 nucleotides. RefSeq names its product calmodulin. Gene Ontology annotation, molecular function: calcium ion binding. Lineage: Eukaryota; Viridiplantae; Streptophyta; Magnoliopsida; Poales; Bromeliaceae. The record is from RefSeq and is a predicted model, not a curated record.